Molecule: messenger RNA, 917 nt
Organism: Cutaneotrichosporon oleaginosum
Lineage: Eukaryota; Fungi; Basidiomycota; Tremellomycetes; Trichosporonales; Trichosporonaceae
Cellular component (GO): cytoplasm
Molecular function (GO): ATP binding; kinase activity
Source: RefSeq, a predicted model, not a curated record
CUCAUCAUCCCCCAUCUACAUUGGAGUGCUCAGACGCAUGCGAUGAUUCCAUCCCCCGGCCUCGACCCCGAGGUCGAGCGGCUCGCGCAGCGCAUCGCGGCCGCGUACGCCCAUCUGCCGCCGGGCGCGACCGGUCCUCGCCUCCUGGUUGCUAUUGCGGGUCGCCCAGGAUCAGGCAAGAGCACGCUCGCCCACCCCCUGGUGGAGCGCGUUAAUGAGCUCAUCGGUGCAUCCCCUGCGCCCGCCGUUUGUGUCGGCAUCGACGGUUGGCACUACUCGCGCGAGCAGCUCGACGCUUUUGCAGACCCAAAGGAAGCACACUGGUGGCGGGGCGCAGCACACACGUUUGACCAGCCGUCAUAUUGUGCCUUCGUGCGGGAGCUUCGGAAACCGACAAGACCUUCAUCCCCAUCCCUCCCAUUCCCGACAUUCGACCAUGCAGCCAAAGACCCGGCGCCUGCGGCAUGCCCGAUCGAGCCGACACACCGCGUUGUCGUCAUCGAGGGCCUGUACACGCUGUACGACGCCGCGGGGUGGCGCGACGCAGCGGCCGCGAUGGAUCUGCGCGUGUGGGUCGAGGUCCCGCGCGACAUCUGCCUCCGGCGCACCCUCCGGCGCAACCUCGCGGCGGGGAUCGUUGCGGACGAGGCGGCCGCCAGAGUCCGCGUCGAAGCCGUCGACAUGGUCAAUGGCGACACUAUUGCGCGCGCGCGCUUCGCGCCCACAGACGAGAUCGCACCCGCCGACCGCCCAGACAUGGCGUAGAGACUAGACCAGCUUGUGCUUGGUAUCAUUGCACGCUGCCGCCCAGACGCCGGCAGCCUAAUGUAGUUUUUUGUUGUGCCGCGCACGUGCCGCACGUGCCGUCGAGCGACUAACGUGGCGUGGAAGCGUUGGCACAUGCCCGCACAGAUGCA